UCAAUCAAACCACCCUCAUUCCCUUCUCUUGCUUCCUCUAAUUAAAUUCCUCAAUCAAUAUCCUCUUCUUGACCCUCAGAUCCCACCUCCCGACUCAACCGUGUGGCCUAUUGGAAUGGAUAAUCAGGCUCAUCCCACGCCGUUUCCAGCGAGAUCAAGACUGGCACGACAGAAGCCCGAGAGGAAGAUGACCGAAGCAUCCAAAGCAGUCGCGUCAGCCCCUCUUAAUUCUAGGCAGAAACGUGCGUUCGGCACAUCCCUAAGCACAAACAUUCCCUCGAAACUUGUGAAUGAGAAGAAGCUUGCAAUCAAACCGAAGCAAGAGAUCAAACCUGCACCAAAAACACCCUCUGCAGCCACUGACAAAAAGUCCUCUGAGAAAGCAAGGCCGGUGCAGAUGAAGAAGAAGAGCGUGUGCUUUGAAGAGAAGAUCGCGAAGGUUACAGGCGAGGAAGAUGCUCGAACGCCGGCUGCAUCCCACUCCUUGGUAAAGCCAAGAAGGUCAGGUACACCGUACCGCACUGCAGAGAAUUGUAGCAAGUGCAAGUUCGAUAGGAUGGAGACGGCUUCAUAUUGGUUGUCCCAGAUCAACCUGGCGGAGUCCAUGGGCAAGCAUUUCGUGUCAGGCACAUUCUUUCGGCUGGCCCAUGAAUGCAAAGCCGAGCCAUUCAGAAACCUACUGCUGGAGCUAAAGCGAUAUUUGGCUCGACAUUCCCACUUAUCAGAAGAGGCACGCUGGAGAGAUGUUUCUCUUAUUUACGGACUGACGGAAGAAGAUGGGCAUUCGGGAUUGGAAGGUCGGGGACCUGAAAGCACUAGCAGCACAACAGUUCAAAGCGAGAAUGAUCUGUAAUCUGUAUGUUUUACAGCUUGAAUUCAACAUUACACAUAUAUAUAUAUAUAUAUAUAAUAUCAUCAUGUGAUAUUUGGCUGCAAAUCAAGAUGUUGAACUUCGAAGGAUAGGGGGAAUUGUUGGUUUAUGUUAAGAUAUGGUAAUGUGCAACAGUAAAUGUGAUGCAGAGUUUCAUUUA
Molecule: messenger RNA, 1031 nt
Organism: Punica granatum (pomegranate)
Lineage: Eukaryota; Viridiplantae; Streptophyta; Magnoliopsida; Myrtales; Lythraceae
Source: RefSeq, a predicted model, not a curated record